AGCUUGCUGAGCUGAGAGCACCUAUUUCUCGUUCCCAUUUCUUUUUUCAGCCUCAAACCCGAUAACAAAAGGGGCUUUCCGCCGCCGCCGCCGCCGCCGACGACGACAAUGGCAAGCCUCCUCCGGCGCUCCGCCACCCCGGCGCGCCAGGUCCUCCUCCUCCCGCGCCACCUCGCCGCUGCCGGCGCCGCCCCCGCCUCGUCCCGCUCCCUCUCCCAGUACCACCCCCGCGACGGCAGCCCUCGGUGCGACCCGCUGGGCACGCCGGUGAACUGGGGAGUGACCAUUGUCCCGGAAAGGAAGGCCUUCGUGGUGGAGAGGCUGGGCAAGUACCACAGGACGCUCACCCCCAGAAUCCACCUGCUGGUGCCCGGAGUCGACAGAAUCGUCUUCGUCCACUCGCUCAAGGAGCAGGUGAUUCCCAUUUCCGACCAGUCCAUCCUCACCAGAAACGGCGUCUGCCUGCAGAUCGACGGCGGACUCUUCGUGAAGAUUUUCGAUCCAUACCUCGCUUCCUAUGGUGUGGAGAACCCGAUUUCUUGCACAAACAACAAUGAGUGAGCUUGGGAAAAUGACAUUGGACAAGGCUUUUAAGGAGAGAGAUGCAUUGAAUGAGAACAUUGUGUACUGAAACAGGAGUUGUCAUUUGCAAAGUUAUGAUCAGAAGAAGAAAAUGGUGAGAUCUAAGGCCAAAGAGCCUGCCGGAAGAACAUCAACAGCAAGCCAUGUCUCCCUUGGAUAGUGAACUGUGUGAUCUUCGGGAAGGUUGCGCUCACUACACUUAUGAGGGCACAGUACACCUGGAAAAGGCCCUCCUCGAUAUUUUAACUUCAAACCAUUCUGAACAUUGCGCACUUUGUCCGAAGGAGGAGGAGGAGCAGCAGAAGAAGAAAGGAACACUUUGUCCAAAGGAGCGCAGCAGCAGCAGCAAAGAAGAAGAAGAAGAAGAAGAAGAAGAAGAAGAAGAAGAAGAAGAAGAAGAAGAAAGGAAGCGGUGCUGCCAAGGUGCAGAAAAAGAUCGAUAUGUGGGUCUGUUUGACCUGCAAUGGGCAUUUUUGUGUGGCAGCACUGAUCGAGGCAAACAGCCACAGUCGAGUACAUGCCAAGGAGACACAGCAUUGGUGGGCUGCAAAUUAUAGUGAUCCAUCAACUGUGUAUUGCUUCAAAUGUGACCGGGAGGUACCGGUUAAGAUUCCCAACCUUGAUAAGAAUGUUAGGACCUCUGAAAUUGAUUUGACGUUUAGGAUUCAAGGGCUACGGAGUCUUGGAACUGAGUCCCCCUUCAAUGCGAUAUUGCAGAAUCUGCUCUCCUUGAAAUCACUGCGCAAGGAGAUGCUAAAAUUAGAGUUUCCAAGAACAGCAACCAUUCCUAUAGCUCUUAGGAAGCUAUUUGUAAUGACAAGUUGGUCUGCUGUAAGAGGUGCACCUGAUCAAGAGGGCCUUCUGUCA
Setaria italica (foxtail millet) is the source of this 1449-nucleotide messenger RNA. Its product is annotated as stomatin-like protein 2, mitochondrial. Bases 109 to 561 code for a protein of 150 amino acids. Lineage: Eukaryota; Viridiplantae; Streptophyta; Magnoliopsida; Poales; Poaceae. The record is from RefSeq and is a predicted model, not a curated record. The transcript has 4 exons.